Messenger RNA from Rotaria sordida, 1932 nucleotides. NCBI's taxonomy places the organism in Eukaryota, Metazoa, Rotifera, Eurotatoria, Philodinida, Philodinidae. The record is from the annotation of a GenBank genome assembly.
AUGGCUAAUCUGCCAGCAUGGCUUGUUGAUAGUCGUGAAAAUGUUUUAAAAACACAGGAAUGGCAUAAUUUAACAACAAAUAUUUAUGAUGCUGUUGAUCAACAUUUAGCACAAAGUCAUGUACAAUAUUUCACGGAUUUAUCUGAUGCAGAAAAAAGUCUUGUAUUAGAACGAGCUGCUCGAAGUUUAAGAGGAACCACAAGUGGAGCACCAACUCCAUAUGAUAAUCUGAAUAAACGAGUUUCAGAUUUACUUGAUAAAAGUGUUAAUAAUGAUGUAUCUCGAUCAUUAUUAAAAGAUGAUCCAUUAGAAACAAAAACUGAUAUUAUUUUAAAUAAAGUAUGUGAAGGUAUUGUUGGUCUUUUACGUAAAUGGCCAGAUCAAAAAUAUAAAUUACAUGCUUUUCUUAAUCAACCAUUACCACAACCAAUACGUUUUGUUGGUUGGAAUCUUUAUUUAUCCAAUGCUAAUCACCGACAAAAAUUUAUUAAUGAUUUGGCAAAUAAUCCUCGAAGUAUAUUAUCACCAAUGGAUGCAGAAAUUCAACGGAAUUGUGAUAGUCUUGUAAAAACAUUACCAUUAGCACCUGAUAUGAUGGAUUCAAAAGGAAAUAUGAGUGCAAUGAAAGCAAUUCUUUCUUAUUUUCAUUCGAUGCUUUCAAAUAAACGUGAUUUAGCUGAUUCGGAAUAUUAUUAUGCUAUACCAAUUGUACUGUCUCAUAAUCCACCCUUGUCAAGAUCGGAGAAACCUUAUGAAAAAUCACUUUCAAUUUUAAUUGAAAUGUAUCGAACAUAUUUGGAUACAAUGCCACCAGUCUUACGUGAUAUUUAUUUAAAUAGUUCAACACAUGAACUUGAACCAUGGUUUCGUAAAGUUGAAAUUCAUUUAAAAGAAAUUGAUCGACCGAUUUAUAAUCAUAUGCGAUCAAUACUUUAUCCACCAGAUUCACCGAUGUCAACAACUGAUGAUCCAUAUGUAUUGAUUUUUUUGAAAAAAUGUUGUUAUCCAUGGUUUAAAUAUAUGUUCGUUGGUUGUCUUACAACGGAUCCUUUAUUAUUUGUUUGGGAUCAAUAUUUAAUUACAAGUGAUAUACCAAAGUUUCAUGAUGAAUUAAUUCCAGCAAUUGCUGCAGCAAUGAUUAUAACAUUAAGAGAUUUUUUAUUAAAAUGUAAAAUGACAUCAGAAAUGGAAACAGUUCUACAACAUAAAACAAAUAUAAUUAUAACACGUCAAUUACAAUCUGUUAUUGUUCGAUUUUUUUUAGCUGAUUUUAAAAAUCGAAUAGCUAGAUCAGAUUUUGGACCAGUUAUUGAUCCAACUGAAGGACGUCAAUGGACAAGUUUUAAUAAAGAUCAUGUUCCGCAAGCUGCUAAUCGACCAGAACAACGACUUACUGAUCGAGAAAGAAAUGAACAAAAUGCUCAACUCGAAAGACGAUUACGAGAAGAAAUGGUUAAACGACAAGAAACUGAACGAACAUUACAAACAAAAAUAGAUCAACUUCAACGUGAAAUUGAUCAUAUGAGAUAUGCUGCUGUUCCACUAACAACACAAUCAGUUCGAGCACCAACACCAGCUGAACGAUAUGUUGUUAAUCCUCGAUCACUACCUAUUAGUCCAGUUAAACCAAUAACAAGACAACAGCAAGGAAAUAGUCCACUUCAUGAUCUACUUCGUAAAGUAACACACACAUACAAUCGAGUUGCACAUGGUGAUGGUAAAAAUAGUGUUACAUUGAAUGAACAAACAAAAAAUGAUAUACGAGUUCAUAAACUUGAUUUAAAAAUGGCCGAACGACAAGUUGUCGGUCGAACAUUACAUGUUAAUGAAUGGAAUCAAUUAACAGAAGCAGAAAAACAAACUUAUAGUCAACAAAUGCUUGAAGUUGUUAAAACACGUAUUCAAAAUCGUUAUAGUGAUGGACGCAAAUGA